Colletotrichum scovillei is the source of this 2787-nucleotide messenger RNA. Its product is annotated as major facilitator superfamily transporter. Gene Ontology annotation, molecular function: transmembrane transporter activity. Gene Ontology annotation, cellular component: membrane. The transcript is spliced from 2 exons. The coding region runs from base 1135 to 2787 and encodes 550 amino acids. Gene Ontology annotation, biological process: transmembrane transport. NCBI's taxonomy places the organism in Eukaryota, Fungi, Ascomycota, Sordariomycetes, Glomerellales, Glomerellaceae. The record is from RefSeq and is a predicted model, not a curated record.
GUCAACUUCCCCGUCUUACGGAUAACAAGUCCGAGAGGACUUUUGUAUCCGUAGAAAAGAGACAAAACGCGUAAUUGAUCCUCCCAGACAAAAUCUGGGAAGUGACGUGGUUUUCCUUUUGUUGUCGCCAGCCCCAACUGUCCAAUGUCCGGGGCACGCAAGUUAUCGAACCUAUGAGAUCGUAGUAUGCGACAUUGCUGACCUUGCAGCGAGCCGCAAUUCGCACUCUUUUGCAACUUUUUUGCGUUUGAUGACGGCACAGCUGCGUGGUGCGGUGUCUCUUCUCCCUCUCUUCCUCUCUAUCUUUCUCUCUUCCCUUUCCUUCCGGAGCUCAAUGUCCGCGCCAUCACGAGAGAUAACGACAGCACACACACGCAACCCUUGAAGAGUCGAUCCGUCGCGUUUCCUUCUCACUCAUUCUUUACCAGUUGUUCCGUUUCUCUCCUUUCUUUCUGUUUUCCCUACCCAUGUCGUAAGCACGUCAUCCCGCCUAUUAUCAACAGCAACCUGUACCCAAAGUCCCAGCCCCUACCGCCCUACGAAUCCCAAUACCUAUCCUAAACAGGCAAAAAAGGGGGAAUAGCUGCGCUCUUCCUCCCCUCUUCCAGCAAACGCACGUCGUCACGUCAGACGCAACAACCCAGACAACGCAAGCCCGCAUCCGGCAGCAGCAACACGCAACUCGCAUAACCAAGAAUCGCAUUAUAUUCUGUCCGUCUUACAGUCAGAACCCAUUCGUUACUAUCGCAGGGAGGGUCCCCGUUUCAGAACUCUGCGCGUGUCUGAGAGCCCAGUCCAGGCCCCGUCAAACCCCCAAUUCGCAUCGGCAAUAAACUGGCAUCGCAUCCUAGGGAUAAGAUUGUACUCUGCAGCUACAUAUACAUCUUAGACUCUCUUCUUUAUCUUCCCUUUCCACUCAUCUCUUGACUACCCACACCUCGGCAUUUCACACCACAACUUUCUGUGUCUUAUAUGUUGAGGAGACCGGCUGUAGCAUCCCGGAUAUCUUGCGCGCCUUCACCUCGCAUAUAAGAACAGCCAGACCUCAUCGUCGCACAACCUUCGCAACUCGAUUUGAACACAACAUACCCGCGGAUACUAACUCACAAGGACGACAACCGUAUACACUUCAAGAUGCGGUCCCGCGCUGAAAACUCAGACGAAGACACCGUCGUCGACGACGCCGGCUCUCCAAGAUCCUCCACAGACUCAUCAACAGAAUCAACCCCCCUCUUCGCAACCUCAUCCUCAACAGCAACACCCAGAAAGAGACCAGCAACAGGCCGCAGCAGAACAGACUCCCUCCUCACAGCAGCAACCCAGCUCCACGUCCCCAAACUCCACAACGCAGACGCCAUCGUCGCGACCUUUGUCACAAUCAUCCUCCUCGGCGCCGGCUUCGGCGGCCUCUGGACCAUCCCCACCACCCGCAAAGUAGAAGACAUCGUCUGCCGGCAGUACUACGGCGUCCUCUACACCCAGGACGCCAUCGACGAGUCCAAGUGCAAGGAGGACGAGAUCCAGAGCGAGGUGGCCAUGAUCUUCGCCGUCUACAGCGCGCUGCAGGCGUCCAUCGGUGCCGUCUCUGCGUUCCCCUGGGGUAUCGUGGCGGACCGUCUGGGGAGGAAGCAGGUUUUUUCGUUGGCGGUGUUGGGACAGAUGCUGGAUCAGGCGUGGUUUCUUGUUGUUUGUGCGUUUCCCAAGGUGAUUCCGCUCAAGGCUUUGUGGGUUGGGCCGUCGAUGUUGCUCGUUGGCGGGGGCAACGCCGUUUUAUCUGCCGUCGUCUUUUCGAUGCUCUCUGAUGUUACAACCUCGGAGAACAGAGCCAAGAAAUUCAUGGCCGUCCACCUGGCCUCCAUGAUAGGGAACCUCUGCGCCCCCGCCAUCGCAGGCUGGAUGAUGGAACGAACCGGCCCUUGGCCCGUAAUGUGGCUCGCCUACGCCGGCUUCGCAACCCUCCUCUUCACAAUCCACCUCGUCCCGGAAACCAAACCGCCCGCCGCCAAAGUCUCCUCAGACCCCAUCGCCGACUCCCCCGAAGCAGACUCCCCCGUCAUCGGCACAAUCCAACACACCUUCGCCCGCCUCAAAGAAUCCAUCGCCCUCCUCAAGAACCCCUCCCUCGUGAUCCUCAUGGUCGCCACCCUGAGCUCCUACCCAGUCGUUAUGUCCACCUACCAGUUCAUGACAAUCUUCGCCUCGAAGCGGUACCACGUCUCCCUCUCCCAAACGGGGUACCUCUCCUCCCUCUACGGCUUCGGCGUCUUCCUCACCAUCGUCGCCAUCCUCCCCGCCCUCUCCAAGCUCCUCGCCUCCGCCAAAGCCCCGAAACCGCUACGCUACACAGACGACCACGAGCGUGACCUCUUCCUGGGCCGCCUCUCCUCCGUCGCCCUCCUCCUCGGCGCGCUAACCAUGUCCGCGUCCCCGACCAUCGGCGCCUUCAUCGGCGGGCUGGCGAUCCUGGCGCUGGGUUCCGGGUGGGGUAGCUACGUGCGGAGUCUCUGCGCCGUGUACGUUGACGCGGCGCACCGGACGCGGUUGUAUUCUAUUAUCUCGCUCGUCGAGACGGCGGGGCAGACGUAUACGCAGCCCAUGCUCGCUGGGCUGUUUAGUCUGGGGAUGAAGCUUGGCGGGGCGUGGAUCGGGCUGCCGUAUCUCGGCGUCGCUGGGUUCUGCGUCGCUGCGUUGGGGUUGCUGCUCAUGGUUAGGCUUCCGCCUGCGGAGGGGAAGGGGACGCACGCUAUGGGGGAUGAUGGUGAAGAUGUUGGUGCGAGUGCUCAGUAA